UACGUUCGGAUCACUCUCUUUCCGACUCUGCUGUGCUAUCGUCGUGUGUGCCGCUCGUCGAUUAAACAUUUUACCACCACCCGUAUCGGCUACAUAGUCUUCUAGAGUAUUUUCAUCCGUUCGAAUCAGAAAAUUUGAUUGCAAGUCAUCUACAAACGAUUAACCAUGGGUAAAGAAAAGGUACAUAUUAACAUUGUUGUCAUCGGACACGUCGAUUCCGGUAAAUCAACCACAACUGGUCAUUUGAUCUACAAAUGUGGUGGUAUUGAUAAACGUACAAUUGAAAAAUUCGAAAAGGAAGCCCAAGAAAUGGGAAAAGGUUCUUUCAAAUAUGCAUGGGUAUUGGACAAACUGAAGGCUGAACGUGAACGUGGUAUCACCAUUGAUAUUGCUUUAUGGAAAUUCGAAACUGCCAAAUACUAUGUCACCAUCAUUGACGCACCUGGCCACAGAGAUUUCAUCAAAAACAUGAUCACUGGUACUUCCCAGGCUGAUUGUGCUGUGCUUAUUGUCGCUGCUGGUACUGGAGAAUUCGAAGCUGGUAUUUCUAAGAAUGGACAAACCCGUGAACACGCUCUAUUGGCUUUCACCUUGGGUGUAAAACAAUUGAUCGUUGGUGUGAACAAGAUGGACUCUACUGAACCACCAUACAGCGAAAGCCGUUUCGAAGAAAUCAAAAAGGAAGUUAGCAGUUACAUCAAGAAAAUCGGUUACAACCCAGCUGCUGUGGCUUUCGUACCCAUCUCUGGAUGGAAUGGAGACAACAUGUUGGAAGUUUCCGAAAAAAUGUCGUGGUUCAAGGGAUGGGCCGUUGAACGUAAAGAAGGAAAGGCUGACGGUAAAUGUUUGAUUGAAGCUUUAGACGCUAUCCUGCCACCCAGUCGCCCAACUGACAAGGCUCUCCGUCUCCCACUCCAGGAUGUCUACAAGAUAGGAGGUAUUGGAACAGUCCCAGUAGGUCGUGUAGAAACUGGUCUUGAAACCUGGUAUGGUUGUGGUUUUCGCACCAGCAAACAUAACCACUGAAGUUAAGUCUGUGGAGAUGCACCAUGAAGCUUUGGUAGAAGCUUGCCCAGGAGACAAUGUUGGGUUCAACGUAAAGAACGUUUCAGUCAAGGAAUUGAGACGUGGUUUCGUUGCUGGAGACACAAA
Messenger RNA from Acyrthosiphon pisum (pea aphid), 1152 nucleotides. Its product is annotated as elongation factor 1-alpha 2. Gene Ontology annotation, molecular function: GTPase activity; GTP binding. The record is from RefSeq and is a predicted model, not a curated record. NCBI's taxonomy places the organism in Eukaryota, Metazoa, Arthropoda, Insecta, Hemiptera, Aphididae.